AUGGCGUCAGGCGUCCACGCUGGCCGCAGACUGCGCACCUUGAUGGAGAAGGAGUUUCUGCUUAUCCCAGGAGCGUUCAAUGGUAUAUCUGCCCGCCUUGCAGCACAACAAGGCUUUAGGGCGCUCUACCUCUCAGGAGCUGCUCUGAGUGCUUCCCAAGGUUUGCCAGAUAUUGGAUUAGUCCCAUCAGAAGAUUUCUGCCGAACAAUCCACGAAAUGAAUCAAGUAACUUCUCUUCCUAUCCUAGCAGAUGCAGACACGGGCUUCGGUGGAACAGAAAAAAUAAGAAAAGUGGUCUUCGACUUCCACUUUGCUGGUGCAGCGGGGCUGCACAUCGAAGAUCAGCAAAUGCCUAAAAGGUGUGGCCAUCUUUCUGGCAAAACACUCAUAUCAGUUGAUGAAAUGAAAAGGAAAAUUGAAGCCGCAAAAAAAGCAGCCGAAGAUUUUACCAGCGGAGAUUUUAUUAUUUGUGCUAGAACGGAUGCAUUUGCUGUAGAAGGCUUGGAGGGAGCAAUCGGCCGCGCUUGUCGCUAUGUGGAAUCCGGUGCGGAUAUGAUCUUCCCAGAAGGACUCAACUCUUUGUCUGCGUUUUCUUCAUUUGCUACUGCCUUAAGAGACGUACUGGGCCCUGCUCCUGGAGGUGGCCCUUUCCUCUUGGCGAAUAUGACAGAGUUUGGUCAGACACCGAUGCUAAAGGCAAACGACUUCAAGGACGCUGGCUUUCAUUGCGCGAUUUACCCUGUUUCCGCUCUCCGUGUCGCCAUGAAGGCUAUCCGGGAGAUGUACAGUGAGCUCAGUACCCUUGAGACCCUUGAAGGCCAAGUUCAAAAAAUGCUUUCAAGAAAGGAUUUAUAUGAGACGCUGCAUUAUAACCCUUCAAAAGAGUGGUAUUUUCCAUCUACUGCACUUAAGUCGCCUUGA
This is a messenger RNA of Cyclospora cayetanensis, 921 nucleotides long. Its product is annotated as 2-methylisocitrate lyase. The transcript is spliced from 8 exons. NCBI's taxonomy places the organism in Eukaryota, Apicomplexa, Conoidasida, Eucoccidiorida, Eimeriidae. Gene Ontology annotation, molecular function: catalytic activity. The record is from RefSeq and is a predicted model, not a curated record. The coding region runs from base 1 to 921 and encodes 306 amino acids.